GUUGGAACGUUUGCCAAACAAGGAAGCAAUCCUACAGCUAGCUAAUGCCCGCGACUUUGCUGACAGCUAGUGGGGGUGAAGUCCGAAUCAAAAUUUGAAGACGUUUAUGAUCACAGUUAGCUAGCUUCACGUCCUGUGGGUAACUUUCGUUACAUUCAGCAAGGACUGUCUAUUCGCUCUUGUCUUGCUACUAAUGCUAUAAGAUCCAACGAAGCUUGCCUGGCCAGUUUAGCUGGCUAGCUAGCAUUCUCCUUGUCGACUAGUGUGUGUGCUGUCUGCAUUCCUGUGUUGAGUUUUUGACAGCGGACUUUUCACUGCUUUUGUCUUUCGCCCUAACGGUGGGUGACUGUCCUAAAUAGCUAGCAAGGGCAUUGUCAACCCAGUCACUUUUCAUGCCAGGCUUUUGAAUAGAACGCUACGUAAGAUAACUAGCUAGCUAGGUGGUUAGCUAACGGCGCCUUUCGACUGUCAUUCUUUUCUCUUGAAUUUUUGACACACCGAAUCGGACUAGCUGUAUCAUGGGCUCAAACAUAUUAACAACUAGCUAGUUAACUAGCUAGCUUAAGAUUUCAUGUUAUUCUGGAGAGGCUGUCACUCCAAGAUUCCAGACCUUUUCAUCCAAGAUUUCCCCCCACACCUUCCCCACAAAGCCCCACUCCCUCUCCCUGACCCUUCAUAAUGUUGGAGGGACUUGUUGCCUGGGUACUCAACACAUACCUAGGCAAAUAUGUCAGCAACCUAAAUACAGACCAGCUCUCCAUCGCCCUCCUCAAAGGUGCGGUGGAGCUGGAGAACCUUCCCUUAAGGAAAGAUGCCCUCCGAGAGUUUGAUCUGCCCUUUGAGGUCAAAGCAGGCUUCAUUGGGAAGAUCACACUCCAGAUCCCGUUCUACCGACCCCACAGUGACCCCUGGGUCAUCUCCAUGUCCCAGCUCAACCUCAUCAUCGGCCCGGUCCGACCCCAGGAGUAUGACAAGGAGACGGAGAGGGAGGCCGAGCGCGAACGCAAGAAACAGCUGCUCAAGGCACUAGAGGACAAGUGGAAGAGCGAGUGUGAACAGAAAGGAGAGUCCUACUGGUACUCUGUCACUGCCUCUGUAGUCACCAGGAUCGUGGAGAACAUCGAGCUAAAGAUACAAGAUGUCCACUUGCGAUUUGAGGAUGACUUGACCAACCCAGGGAAGCCAUUUUGCUUUGGUGUCUGUAUCAACAACGUAUCUGCACAGAACUCUUCAAUAGAACCGGCACAAAGGCUCAUGCGGCAAAAGCAACUGGAGAUUCAAGAAUUCAGCGUCUAUUGGGACACAGUGUCUAGCAUGUUGGGAGAUCUCCCCGCCAAUGAGAUUCAGGAGGCCAUGACCAAGUGCAUGCAGAGCCGAGAGCACCAGUAUAUAUUUGAGCCGGUGUGUGCCUCGGUGCUGCUGAGGAGGAAUGCCUCCAAGGAGCCUCUGAGGUCUCGCAACGUGCCCCGCAUCGAGGGCCAGGUUCAGCUGAAGCCUCUAUCCCUACGACUGUCACAGGUGCAGUACCAGCAGAUCAUGGCCUUCCUCAAAGAGCUGGACCGCAGGGAAAGGGAGAUGAUGUUCCGCCAGUGGAGACCCAAAGUCCCUGUCAUCGGAAACUGCCGGCAUUGGUGGAUGUUUGCCAUCCAGGCCAACCUGAGUGAGAUUCGAGAGCAGAGGCGGAGGGGGAACUGGGAGUUUGCCCUGCAGAGGGCACGGGACGCCCAGCUUUACACCAACCUCUACUUCCAGAGGCUUAAAGGAGCCCCCCUCACCCCCCCGGAGGAGUGUGAAUUGCAGAGAGUGGAGGACGAGCAGAAUCUGGAGGAGUUGCAAAGCCUUAGGGGAGUUGUCCACGACUGCUUCCGCAAACAGGAGGAAAUCGCAGAGAGUGUGAGGGAACCUAUCUCUGAGAGCCCACCACCCUGUUCUCCCACAGGGAGCUCCAUCCCCAAGAGUGGCAGCUCUGGUAUGAUCCAGUACCUGCAGUCUUGGUUCCCUGGCUGGGGCGGCUGGUACGGAGCGUACCCUGAGACGGGCCCUGAUGAGCUCCUACCAGGCCCUGGCACCUGGGACAUGCUGGAGGAGGACCUGUUUGACCCUCUGGAGGACUCUCAGACCCUCAACACCUUCACCAGGAGAGACCACCUUUUUGCCCGGCUAGAGUUCCAACUGGAGAAGGGAGCCGUCACCCUUUUCCACCAAGACAAGAGGGGAGCUGAGAGCGGCGUCAUCGAGUUGAAGUUCUCAGAGGUGAAGGUGGGAGUGGAGUCUCUGCCCCGGUCGGAGUCCUCUCUUCUGUCUGUCAAGCUGGGGGGCUUAUUCCUCAGAGACCUCACCACCCAGGGCACCAUCUUCCCCUUCCUUGUUUCCCCCAAACCGGACCAGGUUGUGGUUGCCAUAAACCAGCCUUUUGGCCAGCCUAGCGGUGCUGAAACGAGCAGCUCAGUCCCUAGCUCAGAGUCAUCGGCGUCCCCUGUGUUUGAGAUGAUAUAUGAGCGCAACCCGGUUAGGUGUAAAUUUGAGCGGAGACUGGAGGUGAACACUAGCCCUUUGAACAUCAUCUACAACCCUCAGGCCAUUAAGAAAGUCACUGAGUUCUUCUACAAAGGAAGAGUCCACACCUCAGGUUUUGGGUACCAGUCGGAGCUGGAGGUGAGAGUGGCGGAAGCUGCCAGGAGGCAAUACAACAAGCUCAAGAUGCAGACCAAGGCGGAGAUCAGACAAACCCUCGACCAGCUACUAGUGGGAGAGUUCAUUGAGAACAGUAAGCGCUGGACUAUGAAGUUGGAUAUCUGUGCACCCCAGGUGAUCUUCCCAGAUGACUUCCAGUCACAGGACCCCAUGUUAGUGGUGGUUGACCUGGGACGGAUUCUCCUCACUAACUCACAUGAUGACACUAAAACAAAGUCGAAGACCACUCAGUCGGACGGGGAGGAGUAUAACAGUGAUGAAGAGUACCAGACUCCGCUGGCCACACCCCCAAAUUCUCCGCCCCCUGAAAUGGAGACAGAGUUCAAAGACCAGAACAAGUACCCCCAGCUCGCAAGCCUUAAAUCCCCCGAGGGGGUCCAGGCCUUCAGCAGAAACCUCUAUGAGAAGUACUCUCUGUCCUUCAAGGACCUGCAGAUCAUGGUGGGACGCUACAAAGACAACUGGAAGCACCUGCAGGAGAGCGAGGUGGGGCCCACCCACGUGAUUGAGAAGUUUAACGUGCUGCUGGAGCUGGAGCAGAGACUGCGCUACACCUCAGACCCUCAGCUCCCUGGGGCUGUGCUUUCCGGGACCCUGCCAGAUCUUAAGGUCCACAUCAACCUGGAGAAGAUGACCGCCCUCAGGAGCUGCCUGGCCCGACUGGGCAGCCCCGCUGAGGAGGACGAGGGCCAGGAGAAAGCAGAGAGUGCCAAGACUCCUGACCCCUCCAACCUGCGCCAUGAGAAGAUCUUCCAGAGGGAGGACAGCCAGUGGAAGCUCCAGGGCUCGGCCAAGAACCUUACCCAGAGUGUGAUGACACUGGAGCAGCACACGAGGGAGGUCCUGGUGGAGUCACGCCUCCUCCUGGCUGAGUUCAACAUCAACUACAUGCAGCUGGGCGUGGAGAGCAACGGACGAUACAUCUCCGUCCUUAAGGUCUUCGGCACCAAUGCCCAUUUUGUGAAGCGGCCUUAUGACGCAGAGGUGUCCCUCACCGUCCAUGGCCUGCUGCUGGUGGACACGCUACAGACCUACGGCUCUGACUUUGACCUCUUGGUGGCCUCCCACAAGCACCUGAGCUUCGAUGUGCCUACUGGCAGCCUCCGAGAGAGCCAGCCCUCCUCCCCUGCCGGGCCCGAAGGGAUGUCGCCUGAGCACCCUGCCCUCCACCGAGACUCCUCCUCUGGGUUACUCUUCGAUAGAUCUUCCCCGUUCAGUUCCUUCCUCAGAGACCAGGAGGCCCUCAUCAAACUGGAGUACCAGUUUGUCAGCUCGGACUGCCCCUCCAUGAACCUGGACAGCUCCCUCCAGGUGACCACCAUGCAGGUCAACAACCUGGACAUCAUCCUCAACCCGGAGACCAUGGUGGAGCUGCUCAAGUUCCUCCAGAAGUCUUUCCCCAAGGAGGAGAGCCCCUUGGCCCAGCAGCCAUCGCCCCUUCCGGUGGGCCAGGGCCAGGAGGGUCAGGAGGAGACCUACCAGUCCACCUACGACCAGAACAAGGAGCUGACUGUGGAGAUCCACAGGUUGAACCUGCUGCUGCUGAGGACUGUGGCCACUGGCAGCGUACUGGGCGGAGAGAAGAAAGGCUUGAAGAUCGCCACGGCCAGUAUCAACGGCACCAAGGUCAACGUGUCCAUGGGCAGCCGGCUGGAUGUCAAUGGCUCGCUGGGCUCUAUCCAGCUAGUGGACUUGACCCAGGAGGGCGGCCGGAGCCAGUUUGUGGUCAGCAUUGGCAACAUAGAAGACGAUCCCUCGGCAGCAGGAGGCGUAGCCUUCUUCUGCGGCUCUGAAGGAGCCCCCUCAGAGGCGUUGAACUUCCGACUUCUGGAGCGCUCCCAGGGGGAGUGCUCGUUAACACUGCAGAUGGCCUCACUGCACUACAACCACUCCGCCAAGUUCCUGAAGGAGCUGAGCCUCUCGGCCAACGAGCUGGAGGACAACUUCCGCUCCAUGCUCAAGACAGCCGCCACCAAGGUGUCCACGGUGCUGGCAACCAAGACGGCCGAGUACAGCGGCAUGGUCUCCCUGUUCGAGACGCCGUCGCGGCGCUCCAGGACCCAGAGCCAGAGCAACUGGAGCAACUACCCGUUUGAGGAUGAAGAGGAUUUGAGUGCGCAGGAGGAAGAACCCACCAUAGACUCGUUUAUGGUCAAGCUGAUCCUCAAUGUCAGCAUCGAGUCACCAGUCGUGUCCAUUCCCCGUAAACCUGGUCACCCCGAGCUCCUGGUUGGUCACCUGGGGAGUAUCACCAUCCAGAACUUUGUUGCCGGGCAGGACUCGGAAGGGGAGAGACUACAGGUGCUAGUGAAGGAUAUCCGUCUCUACUCACUCAAUACCAGUCACCUUGUGUUGAGGAAGGUAGCUAGAACUGACAGCAGUUCCUCUAACCAAUCCCCUUCUCACAACGGAAAUAUCAAUCAGGACGAGCCACAGUUUACUCGCCAUGACUUCUUUGAAUAUCUGAGUCGGGGAAAAGCCUUCCAUAUUCUGAAAGACACCACCAUUCAGUUCACCCUGGAGAAAGUUCCUCCCAUUGAUGAGGAUACCCAGUUCACCUUUCUAACCACAGACGAGCCCUAUAACAGCACAGGGUUACUUCGGGUGGAGGGCAAGUUUGUCAAUGCAGUACAGGUGUUCCUGGCCAAGCCUGUGUAUGAGCAGGUUCUACAGACACUGGAUAACCUUACCCUCACUGAGCCCCAGAGAGUGACGCCCAGCCAGCCUCCCACCCCGCCGCCCCCUACCCCCUCCUCCACCAAACCCCACCGCUUCCCAGAUCCCCAGGGUGGGCUCUUUGCCCGGGACCCCCCGCUCAUCGGCCUCUCCUACGCCUCCCUGUCCAACUCGCUGUCGUCCCCCAAGCCCCUGCAAUCCCACAGUCCCCUGAUGCAGACGCUCUCCUUCACCCAGGUGAGGGCCACCUUCAGGGUGGCAGAGCUCCAGGUGCAGCUGAGUGCUGACCUCAGCCAGGGUUCCCAGGGGCUGGUUAGCCUGCGCUUCCAGGACCUGGAGGGAGACUUCACCAAAGACCACCCCAACUGCCUGUCUGUCCAGCUCACGUUGCGCUCCCUCCUCAUGGAGGACCUCCUGGAGCAGAACCCUGAGUCCAAGUACAAGCACCUAAUGGUUUCCAGGGGUGCUCCCAAGCCCUCCACAUUCAGCCCCAAGGAAUACCUGUCCCAGUCGUGCCCAUCGGCCUCCAAUGCCCUCUACCCUGAGAUGCCUCGCUCGCUGCCCGCCCACAUGGAGGAGGCCCAGAACGUCUUCCAGCUGUACCAGAGACACCCCAGCACCCCGUCGGCCGCCAGCCGUAAGAGCGGACCCAAGAAGGACCCUGCCUGCCCCAGCACCCCACCGCCCUCCCCCACCCGCAAUACCCCUUCACCCCACCCUCCGCCCUCUGACUUUGACGAGUCUCUUGUUCACAUCAACUUGCUGCUGGUGGACCCGCGCCACCCAGAGUUCCAGAGCCGAUACGGUGGCGUGGGGCGGAGCAUCGACGUGGACUUCAACUGUCUGGAUGUGCUGAUCACGCUGCAAACAUGGGUGGUCAUCCUGGACUUCUUCGGGAUCGGCUCCACGGCCAACAACCACGCAGUCAAGGUGCCCUCGGCCUUCCCCCAGCAGCCUAUGCCGGGACAUCCUCUGUUCCAGCCUGGGAACCCACACGAGCUGGGGGACAUGUACCCAGACCUCAGCCAGGAGGAAGUUGCUGAGGUGGUCAACACUAAACUGGAUCUCAAGGUCCAUGCGCUUGCUCUUGUGCUAAACAAGAAAACCAAUGAGCUUGCUAAAGCUAGCGUCUCCAAACUGUCUGCCCACUGGGAAAUGAUUGAUGGCAACCUAGCAUUGCAGGGUAGUCUUGGAAGCCUGUCUCUGAGUGACCUGACCCCACAUGGUGACCUCUACAGGGAGCGCUUCACCACGCGAGGCGGAGAGGCCCUUGUCUUCAACAUACACAAAUACGGGGAUCCUGACCCCUGGCUUGAGCGGGAGUGUGACAUGAAGGUGUCUCUGCAGAUGGCCUCGGUGCAGUAUGUCCACACGCAGCGCUUCCAGGCCGAGGUGGUGGCCUUCAUUCAGCACUUUACUCAGCUGCAGGAUGUCCUGGGCAGGCAGAGAGCCGCAAUGGAGGGCCAGGCUGUUCGUGAGCGACCUCAGCGGGCAUCCCGUGUGCUGCUGGACAUCGAGGCGGGCGCCCCCGUGCUGCUCAUCCCCGAGAGCUCGCGCUCGCCGCGCCUCUUUGUUGCUAACCUGGGUCAGCUGCGCGUCCAUAACUCUUUCCUGCCGGCUGGCACCCAUGGUACCUUCUCACUCAGAGACAAGGAUCGCGUGAGGGACAGCCAGUCACAGACUGGACCAGCAACGAUUAGUGAGGAGGAGGAGUCGUCAACUGAGAAGCCCAAAACCUCCUCUAGCAGCACCUCCACCCCCGCAUCCUUUGGUUUCACCCUGGGAAGGCCCCAGGCCCAGCCUGCUGCUGGGAGGAUCCCUGGCGAGGAUGACCCACCCUUCAUACUGGAGGAUCAUGUGUGUCUGCUGGACUGCAUAGCCUUGGACCUUCAGGAGAUGGACAUCUUUGCUGCGGAGCGUCUGCCCUGCCAGCCGUGGGACAGCGGCGCAGGGAAGCAGCCCGACUCAGACCUGGUCUUCCCCUCCUACUCGGUCCGCCGCACCGCCGCAUCUCUGCUCAAGGAGCGCUGCCACCUCAAACUCAAAGUGGAGCGCAACCUGGACAGUGCGCUGAGCCAUACGGUACCAGACAUGUCCAUCCACGGCAGCCUGUCCUCAGUACACUGCUCCCUGGACCUGGAGCGCUACCAGCUGAUCCGAGGCCUGCUGGACAACAACCUAGGAGAGCCUGUUGAGGAGUUUCUCCGCCCGUACAACCUGCAGGACCCCAGCAACUAUACGGUGUUGAGUGGUGAUGUGUACACCAGCCUGUCCGUCCUGGUGGACAUGAUGAACGUCAGCCUGGAGUUGCUGGACAGCCCCAAUGCCACGGGACAGAAACCAUGCUCACUAGCCAGGUUUGAUUUCAUGAAGUCUAAGCUGUUGUUUGAGAGUUUCUCCAACGGCUCCAAGUCGGUGAAUCUGGUGUCUCACUCCCUCUUGGCAUAUGACACCCGUUACACCGGGCCUGGCAUGGACGUAGGCAGCAGUGGCAGGGGCAAGCACAAUGUCUUCGACUGCAUCCUGCAGCCCUCCAAGACGGGAACCAACCGGGCCACACUCCAGCUGGAGCUGCAUUACAGGUCUACUAGAGACUCGUCCUGUUUCACCAUUGUCCUCAACAACCUGCGUGUUUUCCUCAUCUUUGAUUGGCUCCAGCUGGUUCGGGACUUCCUGCGCAUGCCCACUGAGAAGGGGGCAGAUGGCGCGCCUCGCCAGCGCUGGCCCAGCGGCAGCAGUGACACAGAGACCACGGGUGCCGUCAUGCCCAAGACAGUCAAGAGCGGCGUGGUCACCAAGAGGUCCACUGUGCCCGUCAUGCAGGAUCGGUACCUGGAAGUCAAGAUCAACGUGACAGGUACUGAGUUUGUGGUGGUUGAGGACUCGUCUUGUCUGGACACCAAUGCCGUCAUUCUGAAGGGCACCACUGUACUCACCUACAAACCCCGUCUGCUGGACAGACCAUUCUCUGGCAGCCUGGCCGGCAUCGAGGUGUUCUCCUGUCGGCUUGGCAGUGAGCAGGAGACAGCCCUGUCCAUCAUCGACCCUGUCAACGUGCAGGUGGAGCUGUGUGGCAGUCCCACCUACCAGAGCAGCUCUGGCCUGCUAGACGCCUUCAACAUGGCAGACUUCCCGCCUCUACUGGAGAUCCAGUUCCCUGCUUUGGACAUCCGGCUUUCUUACAACGAUGUUCAGCUCUUCUUGGCUAUCGCCAAAUCCAUCCCCACCGCAGGCUCUCCCGGGCCUAGUGACACUGCCGAAGGCACCCAGGCCCUUGUAGUACCAUCAGCCAACCAGGACCCCUCUAGCUCCCAGAAAGACAACUUCAGGCAAAAGACCCAGGCACUGCUAGAGGGCCAGUUGACUCGGCUACAGGAUCUAGGCUUCAGGAAGGAGGACUGCAAACGAGCCCUGAUCCAGAGCAAAGGCCAACUGGACCAGGCUGCCACAUGGCUGCUGGAGAAUGCAGAGACCAUGGUGGGUCAGGCCCGGGGCAGAGCAGACCCGGACUCGGCCAGCCACUCGUCGCACCCUUUGUCCGGUGUGGAGGUCAAGGCGGAGAGCGUGUGUAUCUGCUUCAUUGACGACUGUCUCGACUGUGAUGUCCCGCUGGCUGAGUUCACUUUCUCUCGGCUGUAUGUGCUGCAGCGGAUCGGCUCGACCCAGGAGGGCAACGGCAGCUUUACUUUGUCAGGGGACUACUACAACAGAGAACUGUCAGGUUGGGAGCCCUUCAUCGAGCCCUGGCCCUGUUUCCUGACUUGGCAGCAGCAGGCUGCAGGGCGCCUCCACCCACCACGCCUCAAGAUGGGUAUCCGUGCCAAGCAGAGACUGGAUGUCAACGUCACCUCUGUCCUCCUGGAGCAGUACAGCCUCACCAAGAGCUCCUGGCUGGCUGACUACUGCAAGGAAGAGGAGCAGCAGCCACCCCAGGCAUCGGCAGCCCUAUCCUGGAUGGGUUCCUCAGUGGACCCCCCCUGUUUCGGACAGAGUGUCCCUCUUGCCCACCUUAGAACUAGGAGCACAGCCAGCUUGACUUGCCUUGAGCAGCAGAUUCUCUCCAGAGCCGACGUGAAGCUGUCCAAGCGGAGGCAGCCGUUUGUACCCUACGCCCUGCGCAAUCACACGGGAUGUACCAUGUGGUUCGCCACCCUCACCACCACCCCUACAAGGGUGGCGCUGUCUCACAGUGGCAGUGCAGACUCCAUAUCCCACGUGCACGGCCCAGGCACAGAUGACACCCACAAUGUCAGCCAGUGGCGAGAGGUGCUGCCCGGAGAGGAGAUUCCCUUUGAAUUUGAAGCUCGAGAGAAACUCAGGCAUAGACACACUCAUGAGCUGAAGUUACAUCAGCUGUUGGUGCGUGUGGGGGGCUGGGAGCAGGUCAAACCCGUGUCCGUGGACAAAGUGGGUGUGUUCUUCCGCUACGCCGCCCCCGACCGCAACAACCCCUCUAACACGGUGGGCAGCCCUGUCAGCAGGACCAACAUCAUACACCCUCAUGUCUAUUUCUCAGCUCUGCCGCCAGUGCGCGUGGUCUUCUCUAUCACCAUGGAGGGUAGUGCCCGGAAGGUGAUCACAGUCCGUUCAGCCCUCAUGGUCAAGAACCGCCUGGAAGUGCCCAUGGAGGUGCGGCUAGACAGCCCCUCAGCACCAGACAAGCCUGUGGUGCUGCCGCCCAUCCUGCCCGGCGAGGCCCUGGCGGUGCCCCUCCAUCUGACGUCGUGGCGGCUGCAGGCGCGGCCCAAAGGCCUGGGCCUGUUCUUCUGCAAGGUGCCCAUCCAUUGGACCAGCGUGGAAAGACCCGGCGAGGUCAAGAGCAGCAAGAGGGAGUGCCAGUCGGCCGACUUUGAGGACCACCUCAAACGGAGCUUCAGGUUCUGCGUGGUGAUCAAGAAAGAGAACUACCCAGACCAGCAGCCUGCCAAGACCGUAUCGGGUUCCGGCAGCUCCAAGCAGAUCUACUGGCAGCCAGGCCACACCAUCUACCUGCUGCCCACGCUUGUGCUGGCCAACCUGCUGCCCUGCGACCUCAACUACUACAUCAAGGGCACGUCCAUCAAGGGCUCCCUGAAGCCGGGCAAGGAGGCUGUGCUGCAUGCUGCAGACACCUCCCAGAACAUGGAGCUAGGGGUGCUGCUAGAGAACUUCUCUGUGUGUAAGGAGCUGCUGAUUCCCCCUGGUACCCAGAACUAUGUGGUGCGCAUGCGGCUGUAUGAUGCCAACAAGCGCCUGCUCUGUCUCACCAUACGCAUCAUCCUGCGGGCACAGGGGGCGCUCAAGAUCCUCAUCUCAGCACCCUACUGGCUCAUCAACAAGACCGGUCUGCCGUUGAUCUUCCGUCAGGACAAUGGGAAGACGGAUGCAGGCGGUCAGUUUGAGGAGCACGAGUUAGCCAGGAGUCUCAGCCCCUUGCUCUUCUGUUACACUGACAAGGAGCAGCCAGCCAUGUGCACUAUGCGGAUAGGGAAAGGGAUCCAUCCGGACGGGGUUCCCGGUUGGUGCCAGGGCUUUUCCCUGGACGGUGGGAGUGGAGUCAGGGCGGUGAAGGUCAUCCAGCAUGGGAAUAGACCUGGACUCAUCUACAACAUAGGCAUCAACGUUCGUAAAGGCAAGGGCCGCUACAGAGACACCCACAUCGUGACCUUUGCCCCUCGGUACCUGCUGGACAACCGCUCCACCCACAAACUGGCCUUCUCCCAGAGGGAGUUUGCCAGGGGUAAGGGAACAGUGAACCCAGAGGGCUACAUCUCCACCCUGCCGGGUUCCAGUGUGGUCUUCCACUGGCCCAGGAAUGACUACGACCAGCUUCUGUGUGUGCGCCUCAUGGACACCCAAAACUGCACCUGGUCCGGAGGCUUCGAGGUCAACAAGCCCAAGUCCUUCCAUGUCAACAUGAGAGACACACUGGGAAACUGUUUCUUCCUGCGAGCUGAGAUCACACUGAAGGGAGCCACCUAUCAGAUCUGCUUCAGCGACACCGACCAACUACCACCGCCGUUCCGCAUCGACAACAUCUCGGAGGUCCCCAUCCAGUUCUGGCAGCACGGGGUGGCAGACAUCCGGCUUCACACGGAGGUGAAGGCGGGAUCAGUGCUGGACUUUGCUUGUGACGAGCCCACCCUGCCCCCCUACCUCACCCUCAUCGUGAAGGGUGCCGGCUCGUCCGAGGUCACCGCUGAUAUGAACUUCUUCCGGGAGUACAACAAACUCUACUACGAGAACUUCAUCUACAUCGCUGCCACAUACACUUUUUCUCAGGAUGCAGGGAAGAGGCCGGUGGGGAAAAAACGGGUGGUGGCAGGUGCUGAACUGGUGCUGGAUGUGGAGACCAAGACCCAGAGAGUCGUCCUCAAGAAAAAGGAGCCGGGGAAGCGUUCCCAGCUGUGGCGGAUGACGGGAACAGGAAUGCUAUGUCACGAAGGCUCCUCCCCUCCACAGAGCAAGCCUGCUCAACCACGCCCCCUGGACUCCUCCCUGGUGCUGGACAUCGCAGGGUUGGCAGCGGUCACCGACAAUCACUAUGAGCCCUUGAUGCUGAGGAGGCCAGACCCGCGGCGCAGCACCACCCAGACUUGGCACUUCUCAUCAGGCAUGCUGACCUGUGGCCUGCCCCGGCUGGUGGUACAGGCGAACGGUGGUGUGGAGGGGCUGUUUGACGGGGCAGAGGUGGUGCUGGGGCCAGCUGCAGGCCUGCUGGAGCUGGGCCCAGAGCAGCAGUUCAUCAACCAGAAGAUGAGGCCUGGCUCUGGGGUGCUGUCUGUCCAAGUCCUGCCGGACGGACCCACACGAGUGCUGCAGAUCAGUGACUUCAACCAGCGGCGAAUGAACCGGACGUCCCCGAGCACAGAGGAGGACCAGAACAAAGACGACAUUCAGAAGAAGAAGCCAGAGCAGGAACUGGAGGUGUUGGUGAACUUGGAGGAAGGCGUGGGUCUCUCCCUCGUUAACAAGCUGCCAGAGGAGCUGGUGUUCACUACAUUGUCGGGUAUAGACAUCCACUUCACUCGCACCGCUGCCAACGAGGUGCUGGAGCUUAGCAUCCAGAACAUCCAGGUGGAUAAUCAGCUCCUGGGCACCACUCAGCCGGUGAUGCUGUGUGUUUCCCCAGGCUCCAGUAGUGAGAGCAGCAUCGUGGACACUGGCGCCGCCCUGCAGAUCAACUCUGUUAAGGUCCCCAGCAACCUCAUUCUCACCGACCUCUUCAAGCAUCUCAUGGUGACAGCGAGGCGCUUCACUGUCAUCAUCGAGGAGAAACUCCUGCUGAAGCUGCUCAGCUUCUUUGGUUACGGCCACACAGAGGCAGAACUGGAGCGGUUGGAUGAGAGUCUAUAUGAGAAGGCCAGUGAUGAACAGGGAGCUCCCAAGCGCUACUACUUUGAGAACCUGAAGAUCAGCCUCCCUCAGGUCAAGCUGAGUGUGUUCACCUCUCACAAGCUCCCGCCUGACCUCAAGGCCCUCAAGGGAACCCUGGGUAUCCCGCUGAUACGGUUCGAGGAUGCAGUGAUCAACAUGUACCCCUUCACCCGGGUCCACCCUUACGAGACGCAGGAGAUCAUCAUCAACGACAUCCUCAAGCACUUCAGAGAGGAGCUGAUUAGCCAGGCGGCUCAGAUACUCGGCUCGGUGGACUUCCUGGGGAACCCCAUGGGACUGCUCAAUGAUGUCACCGAGGGCGUCUCCGAGCUUAUCAAGUACGGCAAUGUGGGCGGGCUCAUCCGCAACGUCACCCACGGAGUGUCCAACUCCGCCGCCAAGUUUGCAGGGACUUUGUCGGACGGGUUGGGAAAGACCAUGGACAAUCGACAUCAGAACGAAAGAGAGUACAUCCGUUACCAUGGCGCCACCAGCGGAGAGCAUCUGGUGGCUGGGAUUCAUGGAUUGGCUCAUGGUAUCAUCGGAGGGUUGACCAGCGUCAUCACGUCCACAGUGGAGGGGGUGAAGACUGAGGGAGGAGUCAGCGGCUUCUUCUCUGGCCUGGGGAAAGGACUGGUUGGUACGGUGACCAAGCCGGUGGCCGGUGCGCUGGACUUUGCCUCGGAGACAGCACAGACGGUCCGAGACAUGGCCAGCCUCAGUAACCACAGGUUGAGUGUGCUGCGGGUGAGGAAGCCACGAUGCUGUAAGGGACCCCAGGGCCUGCUUCCCCGCUUCUCCUCCACCCAGGCCGACGGACAGGAGCAGCUCUUCCACCUCACUGACAGCAUCCACUCUGAGUUCUUCAUUGCUGUGGAGCCAAUAGACACCUACUGCGUGCUCAUAUCUUCCAAAGUGGUCUACUUCCUCAAGCCUGGUGAAUUUGUGGACCGCGAGGCCAUUUUCCUGGAGGUCAAGUAUGAUGACCUGUACCACUGCCUGGUCUCAAAGGACCAUGGGAAGGUGUAUGUGCAGCUCACCAAGAAGGCAGAGAGCACCAGCAGUGGCGUAGCCAUGCCAGGCCCUUCCCACCAGAAGCCUAUGGUUCAUGUGAAGAGCGAGAAUCUUGCUGUAAAAAUCUCUCAAGAAAUCAACUAUGCCAAGAGCCUUUACUACGAGCAGCAGCUCAUGCUGCCGCCCAAUGAGACUGAAGACUGCAUACUAUUGGACUCAUAACUGACCCCUGGAAAGGGUGGCACAUACAGAUGUUCUUCCUGUUUCUUCCCACUGAAAGUAGUCGUCUUUAAUAUGUUGCGAUAGUGUCUGAAGAUAUGAUCCACAAUCACUAGAGAAUUUCUCCUAUGGCUCUCUAAGGACGGAAUGCCCUAUCCUGGUCCUGGAUGGCAACAGCCUGUUCAUUUUCCACCGCCCUGAUAUGAAGAAAACUAGGCCAGUGCAAAGUGAUAGGGCUUGUUGGACUGACCAUCUGUAUGGGUAUAAGGGCUUAGGGUCUGGCUGCAGCUUUGUGUGAAGUGAAGCCCAUCUCGGGUCAGGAUCAGCCCCCGCUGCACUUGGUUUAGUAGCGCAACAUAGUUUAGACUGAGAAGGUCCAACAUCCCAAGAUGCACACGGUUUAAACAAUGGGAAAAAAAUAUGCCAACAGCUGUUUUAUCGACUUCUGUAUAUUUAGAACACAAUACGAUGACACAGAUGUUUUAUUUUACAAAAAUGUUUAUAAGAUAAGACUGGUAUAUGUCAGUAGAUGUACACACAUACGAGUAGUGUUAUAUUAUGUUUGUGUAUAGACACCUAUGUACAUAUAUAGCUACAUACCAAUAUAACACUAUAGCUAUGUACAUAACCAAGUUGGACAAUAUAAUAAUUAUUUGGGUUGAUAUGAAGUGAAUGAAUGCUGUACAAAACUGCCUUUAAAAUGUCUUUAUUUUGUGUAUAAAAGUAUUUUGGGGUUGAAUUCAUUGCACUGACACUUAGUUGGGACACUGGCUGCUCUUGCCCUCCACCUGGGCCACACCCACCACACAGGGAAGGCAGUCGGGGGAGCUGCCACUCAAGUCCCUAGCCUUUUACAAUCAUGGGCCUCUGUCUGGUUUCGGUCACCGUUUUAUGUAAUGACUUUUUUUACCAGUGUCCUUUUAACCGAUUUCUUCUGAGAGCUCUAGGUUUUGGAAUGUGUUCCUUGAACAAUGAGUUUCUAUCUACUGUGAUCAGACCAGGGGCCUUAGUUACACCCAAAGCUUGUGAAAGGUGGAGGACAUGAGCUUUAACCUGUGCAGGAGGAGGAAAGAGAGUGAAUUGAUGACAUUGCUUAUAAUAAAGCACCACAACUGCAGUACUCAAUA
Salvelinus fontinalis (brook trout) is the source of this 15086-nucleotide messenger RNA. It is a transcript of the gene vps13d, whose product is annotated as vacuolar protein sorting 13 homolog D. The record is from RefSeq and is a predicted model, not a curated record. The transcript has 65 exons. Gene Ontology annotation, cellular component: extrinsic component of membrane. Gene Ontology annotation, biological process: protein retention in Golgi apparatus; protein targeting to vacuole; mitochondrion organization. NCBI's taxonomy places the organism in Eukaryota, Metazoa, Chordata, Actinopteri, Salmoniformes, Salmonidae. The coding region runs from base 679 to 13962 and encodes 4427 amino acids. Gene Ontology annotation, molecular function: protein binding.